AUGCCAGAAAAAAUCAAGCCUCUCAUCUACCACUUCGUCAUGAACGGGGCCGAUCUAUUUUAUAACCUCAAGCCAAUCUCGCACAAGCAGCCAGAAAAAUUCAAGAAAAAGAUGCUGGUUACGCGCUGGAAACGACAUCACGCAAACUCAGAAACCCUCAAGAAGCUCGGAGGCAACCACAAAACUUGGAAAAACGGCCGCCUGCGCAUCACAAAAUUCGUUCCAAAGCCCUACGAGAAAAUCGGGAAAAGAUUCAAGAGUCUUACCGUAGCGAGCCAAGAAGCGGUCCUGUCUAGAAACGAAGAAAUCAUCGACCAAAUCCUCACCUGGUGCAAGAUGGGCUCAAUCUCAAGGCUUCCAGAAGCAUCGAAAAACUGCUGGCUGCAAUCAGGCUUCAUUCUAGUGGACAAGCCCGGAAAGGAAACAAGAGUCUGCCUCAACGGAGGAAUCCUCAAACCACUUCAAUUGUUUACCUUCCCCUGCAAAUUAGAUGCACUGCCGAUCUCAGAAGAAAGCCGCAAAAUGGCCUGCUUCGAAUGGGGAGGCCAAAGAUUCAUGAAUAACAUCUUGGCGUUCGGAAUACCAGCCGCUCCAGGCAUCUACCAGCUCAUGAACCUCUGUGGCGUCAAUUUUCUGAGAAAAAAUGGGGUAAAAAUCACGCUCUACCUCGAUGAUCGCCUCUUGAUUGUGUCACCAGCAUCAGACGAGGAAAGAAGACAGCUUCUAGACGGUACAAAAAUCUGCAAAGAAGUCUGGGCGACAGCAGCUACUCUGAUCUCCCUUGGCGGCUAUGUGAACAUCGAGAAAAGCACAUUCAAACCGACGCAAAGAAUCGAAUUCCUAGGCUUCAUUCUGGAUACAGUCAAAGAAACGGUAGAAAUACCUCCUCAACGCUGGAACGCCCUGAUAAACCUCAUGCAAGAAGCCCUAGAAAAGCAGCAAGUGGAAACCAAGCUGCUAGAAAGAAUCAGAGGCACCAUGGCAAGCAUGGCAGAAGUCUUCUCCAACAUGAGGCUUCUAAUCCGCCAAACGACGCUCCUAAUAACCCAGGCCAUGCACAAAGAUCAAGAAUUCACGAAGCUUACAGAUCAGGUCAGAAGCGAGUGGGCCAAGUGGAGGAAACUUGAAGAGAAUGGACUUUCGAGAAUCUGGACGCAGCAUAACCGUCAAGAAUCAGGCAUUAUUAUCUAUACAGAUGCAUCUAUGCACGCGGGAGCAAUCGUUAUAGAACAAUGGAAUUUGGAAGAAAAAUUUGCAUGGGACGAAGAAAUAGCAGACAGCCACAUCUGCAUAAAAGAGGCCAUGGCUAUCCUUUAUGUCGUAGAAUGGUACGGACCGAAGCUAGAAAACAAGCGAAUCCUCUGCCUCUGCGACAACGACUCGGUCGUACAAGGCAUCAUGGUGGGAAGCAAAGACCUCGAAAUGAACAGCAUCUUAGUCAGAAUCUGGGAAGUCGCCCAGAGAUUCAAUAUUGAUAUGAAGGUCGACUGGGUUUCCACAAAAAAGCAGCUGGCAGACGCGCCUUCCAGAAUCAUCGAUUCGAGAGAACAGCGGCUGACGAACAACGGCUUCGCAUAUCUGCAAUCUCAUCUCUCAAAGACGCUGGAUGUCGACGUGGCAGCAACGCCCCAAUUUUAUAACCCAGCUGACUCGAACCCUUUCUUCAGAUUGCCGCAUCAACCUGCCAAUAUGGGCGACCAUCAUAAUGUGUUGUCAAUGUUGAAGGAGCACUUUACGUCCACGCAGCAUGAUUCAAGAACACGAGCUACGCGGAUAGCCAUCACGCAGGCCGACUACGAAGCCGACCAAGAAUCCCCCGAAGCUUCGGAAGAGAUAAAGCGGCUAAGACUCGAAAUCGACGACAUACGCAACGACCUCGUCUUCCACGAUUCUAUGACGGACGAACUCAUCGCCGAAAUGAAGACUCUCGCCGAAAAUCGCCAAAAAAGCAUCGAAAUCAAGGAAGCAGAGCCAAAUGCAAGAAAGCGAUCUGCCGAGGACAACAAGUUCUACGAUGCCAACAACCCUAAAGAAAUAGCGGAGGCACUCGAAAAACUAAGCGUCAAGAAAAUGGAGCGCUACGCAGCGAAGUCCACCAUGCUCAAGGCGAUCAAGAUUCGGGAAGCGGAAAUCUCCGACCUGACUCAUAAGAAAGGCGAGACAGCGGCAAUUCACUCGGAAACCUGCCCAACAACAGGCAUCACUUCCUACUACAGGACCCAGAUCGGAGCGGUUGACCUUAACCAAGGCGAAGGUGAAAACCUGGACGAAAUGGGCCGACGAUUCCGCCACUUCAUUACAGACGCGAAGAAGCAGCGAAUGUUCAAGGGGCACGAGCUGAUGGAGCUUCUAAGACGCUACAAAGCGGCUAUGGGGCCUGAGAAGCGAGCAAAGCCAGUGGUAACGGCCAUCAUGGAUUUCCUGAUCAAAACCCCGGACAUGCCUCGGAGAACAGCCCUCCUUCGAUGCUCAGCCCUUAUGACCGCCAACACCCAAAUGGACUUCGAGCACUCCCUAAACAUGAACAUGACCACACCGCAUCACAAAAAAUGGCUACAAGCGGCGAUGGACGGCUCAGAAGACUGGAGACUCACAGGAAAAGACUCCGGCAGCAAAAGGGGUCGCCGAGGCGGUUUCUCAGAUGCAGGCUCAGCCAAAAAGCCGCGUGGAGACCACAACAACGGCCAAAAAACUGAUAAUACGGAUGACCAGAAAAACAAAGGCUUCCGAGGCAGAGGCAGAGGCCGAGGACGAGGCAGAGGACGAGGUCGCGGAGGAGGAAACAGCAGCAACAAUGACGCUCCCAAGAAAUUUCAAGAUCAAGGAGGCGUCGAGUAA
This is a messenger RNA of Oikopleura dioica, 2838 nucleotides long. The record is from the annotation of a GenBank genome assembly. NCBI's taxonomy places the organism in Eukaryota, Metazoa, Chordata, Appendicularia, Copelata, Oikopleuridae.